AUGAGGUCAUUCCUCGCUCUCAUAACACUCGGGUGCCUAUCAAACCCAGCCAGUGCCGUUCCUUACGCCAAGGAUGAGGUUGUGAAAAGGACGGAAAUAGGCUCGGGGUGUUCAUGGUGUACCCCCGGUCCUUGGAAGACUGAUCCUGCUUGUAGUACAUAUGAAUACUCCGCUGUGGCUAGCAGCAUGAGAAAUCCGCCCUCGGGUAUUAGUUUUGAUGUAACUUCAUUUUGCUCCGAAUUUUUGCGGCCGUUGGUUACCGACAUAUCUAUAAUCGAUAUUACAAGCGGGACGACAACAUCGACGUCCACAGUAAUAAGUCUAAUUAUGUUUACGCCAACAUCAACAGCCCCUUCGACAACGACAACAGCAAUGGGCAUGGCGCCACAUCCCCACGGAGCAGCACCAGUUUCGCCAGUCAUAACCGCGUCGCCAAAACUCGGAGUAGCACCAGCAAUUAAAAAGCGGGACUUUACUGUACCACAAUACCUGGAGCCUUGGUAUUUCUACGGCCGGUUAGAUCCCGGUUGCUCGUGCAUUAUCACGUCGGCAUUACCAUCUCUUCGCUUCUCUGCAACUGAAACCAGUACUCACUAUAAUAUAACCAUGGCAAGUCUUGAUAAUGAGUCCUCCUAA
This is a messenger RNA of Venustampulla echinocandica, 636 nucleotides long. RefSeq lists its product as uncharacterized. The coding region runs from base 1 to 636 and encodes 211 amino acids. The transcript is spliced from 4 exons. The record is from RefSeq and is a predicted model, not a curated record. NCBI's taxonomy places the organism in Eukaryota, Fungi, Ascomycota, Leotiomycetes, Helotiales, Pleuroascaceae.